UUUCCUACAAGUUCAGACCACAAAGCAAAAUCCUCAUCCAGUUGUCCGGGAUGGCUUUCUUUCAUCCCGGCUUGCUGCUGUUCUUAAAUACGAUCAGCCUUGUUUCAGGCCUGCAGGAAGCAGCAUCACCAAUUUCCAAGUUGCCUUUCUUCAGUGUGUGGAAUGCCCCUAGUGCCCACUGCCUCUCUAAAUAUGGUGUGGACCUCAACUUGGGAACAUUUAGCAUCAUUCAGAACCAAAAUCAAAUCUUUAUGGGUGAAAAAAUAACGCUCUUUUACGAAAACAAGCUUGGUCUGUAUCCCAAGUACAAUAGCCAAGGGGUGGCUAUUAAUGGUGGGGUGCCACAGAACGCCAGUCUUGCCAAGCAUCUUAGAGCUGCCUCUAUCGAUAUCCAGACAGAUAUCCCUGACAGGGAUUUCCAUGGCCUUGCUGUAGUGGACUGGGAGAGCUGGAGACCUGUGUGGGAGAGAAACUGGUCCGGUAUGAAGGUGUACAAGGAGGGAUCGGAAGAACUAGUAAGGGCCAAGCACCCAGACUGGAGUCCUGCACAGAUAGAAGCUGCAGCCCGGGUAGAGUUUGAGGAGGCAGGGAGGAAAAUCAUGGAGGAAACUCUGAAGCUGGGGCAGAAGGAAAGGCCAAAUGGGUUGUGGGGUUUCUAUGGUUUUCCCAACUGCUACAACCACUAUGACCAAAGCACAAAAUACACAGGAGAGUGUCCACCUAUAGAGCUGAAGAGGAAUGAUGAGCUGUUCUGGCUGUGGGACACCUCCUCAGCUCUGUAUCCUGAUAUCUACCUCAGCCUCAAGCUGAGUGGCCUUGGCAAAGAUGUGCUCCUCUACACUCAACAUCGCAUCCUGGAGGCCAAGAGAGUAGCGGCUAAGGCAACUCAAUCAACACCACCUAUUUUCCCAUACUCUCGCUUUGUUUACACCUAUUCACUAGAUUUCCUCUCUCAGGAGCACCUGGAAUACACCAUCGGAGAGAGUGCUGCUUUAGGGACUGCAGGGAUAGUGCUCUGGGGCGACAGCACCUACUCGGAAUCUAAGGAUUCUUGUGAAGCUGUCAAGUCUUUCAUCGACCAGACUCUGGGUCCCUACCUGGUUAAUGUAACAUCAGCAGCUGCUCUUUGCAGUCAGACCUUGUGUUCCUCAAAGGGAAGAUGCGAGAGGAGGAACCCAACAUCAAGUACCUACCUCCACCUCGAUCCUGCCAUGUGGACAGUUGUGACUGAGAAGAAACCAGUAGGGGGACCACACUACAGGGUGCUCGGGCAGAUGAGGACAAAUGACGUAACACGCAUGAAGUCUCAGUUUCAGUGCAAGUGUUACUCCGGGUGGGGUGGGGAGAGCUGCUCCAAGCUAAAUAAGGGCAAAGCAUUUUUCUCGCAGAAAGUCUAAUGACAGUAUUAGUCCAAUAAAUAGCAUUCAAAUCUUUGUAAGUGUAAAGAUUACUGUGAUUGUACCCUAUAUGAUGACAAAUAAACUUGAUUUAUUGAUUGAUUGAUUUGAUUGAAUGAUAUUGAUUGAAUGAACCACUCCAGAAGUAGACUGGGGCUCGUUCUGUGGCAUGUGGUCUGCUGUGAAUGCAAAUUUCCAAAUCUUUGACCAAUGUGUUUUCUUAUCGAAUACUUCUAUGUUUUUUUCCUAAUUCAUAUGAAUUAAUGUUGUUUGUUGACCUUUUCUUUUAAAACAAAUCACUAAUUUACAAAGCUUGUAGACUAAUUUCUACUUUUCAUAGCAUGUACUAUAAUAAAUGAAGAAUGAAUUAUUCAAUGAAAAAAAAUGUGUCAAAUCUUGUUACUAUUUGAGUUCCAGAAAUCAGUCUGAAACUUUCAAUGAAAAUAAAGUUUUACUUAUUGUUACUUCA
Molecule: messenger RNA, 1866 nt
Organism: Thunnus maccoyii (southern bluefin tuna)
Lineage: Eukaryota; Metazoa; Chordata; Actinopteri; Scombriformes; Scombridae
Product: hyaluronidase-1-like
Exons: 4
Coding region: 51-1397 (448 amino acids)
Biological process (GO): carbohydrate metabolic process; hyaluronan catabolic process
Molecular function (GO): hyalurononglucosaminidase activity
Source: RefSeq, a predicted model, not a curated record